AUGGAAGCCAUCAAGCGGACCUUCAGCCGCUGCAAGGCGCAGAGCAGGGUCAGUGACGGCAACCCGCACAAGCGGUCUUGGAUCUGCUGGCAAGGCGUAGGCAAGGCUGACAUGCCCAAUUCUCCCUCCACCACAGGCUGCACUCGUCACCUAUGUCACGGCUGGCUUCCCGCGUCCGGAAGAUACGCCUGGAAUACUGGUGGCGAUGGAGAAGGGAGGAGCUGGGGCGCAUUUGUCGCAACAGAUGUGAUCGAGCUCGGCGUUCCCUUCACCGACCCUAUUGCCGAUGGGCCAACAAUUCAGACUGCCAAUACUGUUGCCCUGGAACAUGCCGUCACGAUCGAGUCGACGCUGGGUAUGGUCAAGAAGGCGAGGGAAAUUGGCUUGAAGGCCCCCGUCAUGCUCAUGGGCUACUACAACCCCCUACUCAGCUACGGAGAUGAACGACUGCUGCGGGACUGUCAGGCAGCUGGUGUUAACGGCUUUAUCGUCGUCGACCUCCCGCCCGAGGAAGCCGUUUCCUUCCGGAAGCUCUGUGUACGAGGAGAUCUGUCAUACGUCCCCCUCAUCGCACCUGCAACCUCGGACGCUCGGAUGAAGCUUCUUUGCCAACUGGCCGACUCGUUCAUUUACGUCGUCUCCCGCCAGGGCGUGACGGGCGCUCAAGGAACACUAAACGCCAAGCUUCCUGAGCUGGUCGAUCGUGUCAAGAAGUAUAGCGGCAACAAACCGGCGGUCGUCGGGUUUGGGGUCAGCACCCAUGAGCACUUCCAAAGCGUCGGCGCCAUUGCCGACGGCGUCGUCGUUGGCAGCCAAAUCAUCACCACGCUUCAGAAUGCCGCCGCUGGUCAGGGGGCAAGCGAGGUGGAGAAGUACUGCGCCUACCUCUGCGGCCGCGAUGGAUUUGCGCAGAAAAAUGCCGCGCAGGUGACCCGUGGUGACGAUGAGACAGCCGAUGCCGCCUUGCCCCUUGCAGACCGAAUCACGGCCGAGCAGGACAGCGCGUUGGUUGCCCAGCUCGCCUCCCUGCAUGGCAAGAUCCCGGCGCGGUUCGGAGAGUUUGGCGGCCAGUAUGUUCCCGAAAGUCUGAUGGACUGCCUUUCGGAGCUCGAGGACGGCUUCAACAAGAUCAAGGACGACCCGGACUUCUGGGAGGAGUACCGCUCGUACUACGAUUACAUGGGACGACCUUCACGCCUGCACUUAGCUGAACGCCUGACCGAUCACGCUGGAGGCGCGAGAAUCUGGCUGAAGAGAGAGGAUCUCAACCACACCGGCAGUCACAAGAUCAACAACGCUUUGGGCCAGCUUCUGCUCGCGAAAAGGCUUGGAAAGACCAAGAUCAUCGCGGAGACGGGAGCUGGCCAGCACGGCGUUGCCACUGCCACUGUUUGCGCCAAGUUUGGAAUGGAAUGCACCGUCUACAUGGGCGCCGAGGAUGUCCGCCGGCAGGCGCUUAACGUGUUCCGGAUGAGGCUUCUCGGAGCCAAGGUGGUCGCCGUCGAGGCCGGAAGCAAAACCCUUCGCGAUGCCGUCAACGAGGCUCUUCGUGCCUGGGUUGUCGAUCUGGACACCACCCACUAUAUUAUUGGUUCGGCGAUCGGGCCUCACCCUUUCCCGACCAUUGUCCGUACGUUCCAAUCCGUCAUCGGCGACGAAAGCAAGAAGCAGAUGUUGGAACAGUGCGGCAAGCUGCCCGACGCAGUUGUUGCCUGUGUCGGUGGCGGAAGCAACGCCGUCGGCAUGUUCUACCCCUUCGCCAACGACCCUGGCGUGAAGCUCCUGGGUGUCGAAGCCGGCGGUGACGGCGUGGAUACCGCGAGACACAGUGCCACGCUGUCGGGUGGAACCAAGGGUGUUCUUCACGGCGUCAGGACGUAUGUGUUGCAGGAUAAGAACGGCCAGAUAUCGGACACGCACUCCGUAUCGGCGGGCCUCGACUACCCCGGCGUGGGCCCGGAGUUGAGCUCGUGGAAAGACACCGGGCGAGCCGAGUUCAUCGCCGCCACCGACGGAGAGGCCUUCCAAGGCUUCAGGCUCUUGAGCCAGCUCGAGGGUAUUAUCCCGGCACUCGAGUCCGCCCAUGGCAUCCACGGCGCCAUUGAACUGGCCAAGAAGAUGCAGAAGGACAAGGAUAUCAUCAUCUGUCUGAGCGGCCGAGGUGACAAGGAUGUGCAGAGCGUGGCCGACGAGCUGCCCAAGUUGGGACCUGAGAUCGGAUGGGACUUGCGGUUUUGA
Drechmeria coniospora is the source of this 2238-nucleotide messenger RNA. Its product is annotated as putative tryptophan synthase. Gene Ontology annotation, molecular function: tryptophan synthase activity. The transcript is spliced from 5 exons. The record is from RefSeq and is a predicted model, not a curated record. Gene Ontology annotation, biological process: L-tryptophan biosynthetic process. Lineage: Eukaryota; Fungi; Ascomycota; Sordariomycetes; Hypocreales; Ophiocordycipitaceae. Gene Ontology annotation, cellular component: cytoplasm. Bases 1 to 2238 code for a protein of 745 amino acids.